Molecule: messenger RNA, 2812 nt
Organism: Gopherus flavomarginatus (Mexican gopher tortoise)
Lineage: Eukaryota; Metazoa; Chordata; Testudines; Testudinidae
Product: zinc finger protein 883-like
Exons: 5
Coding region: 722-2308 (528 amino acids)
Biological process (GO): regulation of transcription by RNA polymerase II
Molecular function (GO): DNA-binding transcription factor activity, RNA polymerase II-specific; RNA polymerase II cis-regulatory region sequence-specific DNA binding
Source: RefSeq, a predicted model, not a curated record
GAUUUGUAAACCUGUUAAACCUUCCUAAAUAAAUAGUUAGAGAAGAUUGUGAGGGUCCGAGGAGGGAACAUCUGUCCCUACAGUGGUGCUGCCAUCAAAGGGCCUGGAAGAAGCUCUGUUCAGCACCUUGGAGUCUACAGGCAGAAGGGUCUCUCCUUGGCCAGGAAACUCGCAGCACUUGGAACCCUGUCCCUGGAAGCACAGCACUGUUCCUCACAUGCAGAAAAGGAAAUUGGAACGAAUGUGGAUUUGUCCCUAUUCCACAGCUAGCAGGGAAGAGUGCACCAAACGGUAGAGCACAAGUUAGAGGUGCAGGGAUCCCAAACUCACAAGACUCAACGCUCCUCUUAUCAACCCAUGCCACCUACCUGCAGAAAUCAAGAAAGCUUCCAACGCCUCCAUCUCCAGACAGGAGUGCACAACCUUUCCUGAAGAUGGAGAAAUCUAUCAGGAGAGAAGCUGUUCCAGAUUUGAUUUUGACCCAUAUAGAGGAACUGGUUGAGAAUUUGUAAGUGGAAGAUAGCUUGGGUGAAAGUGAUCAUGAAAUGGCAGAGUUCGUGAUUCUAACGAAUGGUAGGAUGGAAAACAGCACAAUAAAGAUAAUGGAUUUCAAGAAGGCAGACUUCAGCAAACUCAGGGAAUUGAUAGUUUUCAGCAGGAAGGUUGGUGGUGAUUGGACAUCUAACAUAGGGAAUGCCAGUGAAAAUGAGCAGAUGGGAUCAUGAGUGAGAAGGAGGCGGAGAGCCCUCUGCAGGGAGGUCCUGAGGAAGGGGCUAAACCCAAAGGGAACAUCACCCAGGAAGUCGGCUCAGACAGUCCUGGCGGGUCGGAGUUGCUGGGGGGAAACGACAGAGAGCAGCAGCUACUGGGCAGAUCCCCCCUCUGGGGGAGAGGGCUCCAAUCCAAAGAGAAACGCUACAACUGCACUGACUGUAACAAGAGCUUCAGCCAGAGCUCCCACCUUAUCCGGCACCAGGGCACCCACACGGGCGAGCGCCCCUACAAGUGCUCUGACUGUGGGAAGAGUUUCACCCAGAACUCCAACCUUGCCCAGCACCAGCGGGUACACACAGGCGAGCGCCCCUACCAGUGCCUCGACUGCGACAAAAGCUUCACCCAGAGCUCCCACCUGACGGAGCACCAGCGUGUGCACCAGGGUGUCAAGCCCUACAAGUGCACCAACUGCAACAAGAGCUUCAGCCAGAGCUCCCACCUCCUGCGGCACCAGGGCACCCACACGGGUGAGCGUCCCUACAAGUGCCCUGACUGCGGGAAGAGCUUCAGCCAAAACUCCAACCUGGUGCAGCACCAGCGCAUCCACACGGGUGAGCGUCCCUACAAGUGUGGAGAGUGUGGGAAGAGCUUCAGCUGGAGCUCCAACCUCAUUGAGCACCAGCGCGUGCACACGGGCGAGCGGCCAGACAAGUGCCUCGACUGUGGGAAGACCUUCACCCGCAGCUCUGCGCUCAUCCAACACCGACGCAUCCACAAGGGGCUGAGGCCCUACAAGUGCACGCAGUGUGGGAAGAGCUUCAACAAGAGCUCCCACCUCAUCCGUCACCAGGGCACCCAUGCCGCUGGAGAGCUGCCCUGCACAUGCACCAGUUGUGGGAAGAGCUUUACCCGGAGCAUCCAGCAGAGGCCACGGCCACACCACUGUGCUGAGUGUGAGACACGCUUCUCUCGCAUUGCUGGCAGCCAGCUACGAGCUGAUGUGGCAGUGAAGCCCUACAAGUGCGGGGAGUGUGGUAGGAGCUUCGGGCGUAGCUCGUACCUGGUGCAGCACCAGCGCAUCCACACGGGCGACAGACCCUACAAGUGUGGGGACUGCGGGAAGGGCUUUGGGGUCAGUGCCCACCUCACCCGACACCAGCUCAGCCAUGCAGGUGACCGGUCGUACCGAUGUCCCCAGUGUGGAAAGACCUUUGGAGAGAGCACAAAGCUGCUGAGCCAUGCGGGUGAGCGUCCCUACCAAUGCCCUGACUGCGAGAAGAGCUUCUGCAAAAGUUCCCACCUGGUCAGCCACCAGCGCACCCACACCGGAGAGCGGCCCUACCGCUGCACCAUCUGUGGCAAGAGCUUCUGCCAGAGCUCCCACCUCAUCCGGCACCAGGGCACCCACACGGGGGAGCGCCCCUACAAGUGCUCCAACUGCGGGAAGAGCUUCACCCAGAGCUCCAACCUUGCCCAACACCAGCGCAUCCACACAGGGGAGCGCCCCUACCAGUGCACUGAUUGCGGGAAGAGCUUCAGUUGGAGCUCCAACCUCAUAGAGCACCAGAGAACCCACCUAGCACAGAAACCCUGAACAUGGGGCGGGCCAACGUGUCUGUUUGCUGAGCAAGCUCCCAACGCUGCAGUAAACAGCAUGGGGCCAGCAGGACACUUAAUGGGAGAAAUUACUGAGUGUACAAUGCCAAAGACUAGAAACCCUCCUUCACACUGCCAGAGGCGGCUGCCCGUCCCAGCCUCGCCUGUUGCAAGAUCCGGGAGAUGAUGCCACUUGCCACAGGAGCUAAGGAACCUGUAAUAAGGCAAGUCUAAAGGGAUCUAACAUAUGCAUUCUUUCAACCUCAUAUGGACAGGCUGUCUACAUAGACUGGCAGACAGAAUGCAGGUCAUUUCAGUCCCAUGGGCAGCUCCCUAGCAUUUGUUCCUUCUUUUUGUCUAUUCUGGCCAGACUCCGUCCCAGGAUUUUAAUUCCUGUUGGCUACCUAGAUUCUAUUCCCAUUUUUUAAAAUUUGCUUUUAAUACUGUAUUUCCUGUUGUAUUGCAGUCUCUCUCCAUAUGAAAUAAAACCUGCUCCAGCAUA